Messenger RNA from Dichomitus squalens LYAD-421 SS1, 882 nucleotides. Its product is annotated as meiotic nuclear division protein 1. Gene Ontology annotation, biological process: reciprocal meiotic recombination. The transcript is spliced from 8 exons. Bases 1 to 654 code for a protein of 217 amino acids. NCBI's taxonomy places the organism in Eukaryota, Fungi, Basidiomycota, Agaricomycetes, Polyporales, Polyporaceae. The record is from RefSeq and is a predicted model, not a curated record. Gene Ontology annotation, molecular function: double-stranded DNA binding.
AUGUACGAGUUCAGGGCGCUUGUCUCCUCCGGAUUUCACGGAUACUCCGCUCCUGCACCUCGAGGGCUUUCAGCGGAGGAGAAAAGAGUCAAGCUCUUGGAGAUCUUCCAUGAGACGCUCAAAGAACUUGAGAAAAUGGGACCGAAAAUGAAGGGGAUAGUCUCGCAAUCCGUCAAGGAGGUUCUACAGUCGUUGGUUGACGACGGGCUAGUCCAGAUGGACAAGAUUGGCUCCUCGAAUUUCUUCUGGAGUUUUCCUUCCCAACGCGGUGCCAUUAUGCAAAACAGGCUGGCAGUGAUCAAGGAACAGCACGUCUUGCUUCAAGCCCAGGUCACUGAGCUACGCGCUGCUGUCGAAAUAGAGAAAGCGACGCGGCCGGAGAGUAGCGAACGCGCUGAGGCACUGGAAAAACUUGCAACGCUGAAGACGGAGUACGCCAAGUUAGAGACCGAGCUUGCUGCAUAUGGCGCGUGCGAUCCAGCCAAAGUCGAAGAGAAGAAGCGCGCAGUCAUCCUUGCGAAGGAAGCUGCGGUACGGUGGACAGAUAACUAUCUCGUGCUCUUGUCGCACUUUACGCGCCAGAAUGGCGUUGAGGCAGCUGACAUACGAGCAUACUUGGGGAUUGACGAAGAGUAUGAAGACCUGGACGCUUGAAACUGCGCUUGUCGUUCCCGCCUAUCCUAAUGCCUACCGUACGAUGGGCAAUAUGAUAUGUCGUCGCCGUCUUAUCGCACACGUCGGAAUGGGAAGGCGUCUUGCACACACCACAGCGUAUGGCAGGUAGUGUGAAGUUCAUGGAACGUAUCAUCAGCCUCUAUAUAUUCAGCUGGACCCUAGUGUCCCUAAUUCGGCACGAUCCUCGGUUUCCGAUGUUGUUCUAGC